AUGGGAAUGGCAAAUGCAUAUUCUAUGAUCAACCAAGAAUUGCAAAACUCAGUUUCAGAAAAGGAAUACUUGGAGAAAACCAAUCAAGAGUUCAAGGGAAAGGGACGAGACGCCACAAACCUCGUGGUUAUAUGUGAUGAUACAAUCUUAGUUGGUGUCAAUACCAGGGUUACAUGUGGUCAAAGAAAAGGGUUUAUACUCGAUGAAAAAGCAAAGAAAUUAUUUACAAUCAGUGACAAUAUACUUGCAGUCAUUGCGGGAGAUAAUAAUCAAUGCACUGAAAUGUUAACUUAUGUGAAGGAAAGGAUGAAAUAUCCAGUGGAAAUACAUAGGGAACCAUAUGCAGGCAUCCGUCUUGCAGCAAUAGAAGCCUGGAGAUAUUGCAAUUUUGUAACGAAAUUUGAUGGGCGUGCUCUUAUAGUUGGAUGGGAGAAAAAAGAUGAGAGCUAUCAUCCUCUUACAUAUCUCGUUAGUACAUCUGAACUUAUCGAAAAAUCCACUCCUUACGAAGCACUUGUGAAUGGAUCCGGUGGUCAAUAUGCUUAUUUUUAUUAUGAGGUUUACAAGAAAGGCAACAAUAGAGAAGAAAUUUUCGAACUUAUGAAAAGGGCUUUAUUAUUUGCAGCCAUUUUUGAUGAAAAUAGCGGUGGUAUUAUACGUGUGGUUGAGUUGAAACCAUUAGGCCAUUAUGAGUUAUAUCACCAACCGGUUCUAAAUGUGCUUUUUUAUCAUUACAAUGAUUUCGCUACUCCUCUUUCCAAUUCGUUGUUCUCUCUCUGGUACAACAGUGAUUACGAAUAUACUCAUGAGCUUAAUGAGAGAGUGCACGAUGUAUUCACAAGAAAAUUUUCAGGAUAUAGUCACACUGUUGUCGUAGGAGCAAAUAGAAAUUUUAUUGUGCGACUCGUACAUUUUAACUGCGAUGUUGGUAAACUAUAUGGGGAUCUGGAAUGGUAUCAUAAACAUUUGGCUACACAACUUCGACCGCGACAUCUUGAUGACCUUACUGUGCACAGUGAAGUUCGAGCUCUACCGUGGAUUGUAUUUGAGGAAUUUGGUGCGUCUCAUAUUUUGUUUGGUAUACCAGGAUGGAAGUUGGUAGAAGUUUUAUGCAACGUGUAG
This is a messenger RNA of Prunus armeniaca (apricot), 1122 nucleotides long. Lineage: Eukaryota; Viridiplantae; Streptophyta; Magnoliopsida; Rosales; Rosaceae. The record is from the annotation of a GenBank genome assembly.